CUGAAAAAUCGACCCUCUGCAGGGCAGGCACCACUCUCCUCACGUGUCCUGCGGAGUGCAGACCGGACCGGAGCAGGAGGGACGACAUGGCGGCGACCAAGACAGAGAACCUCUCCGUCGUGGUUCAUGGAGUCGGGGACCUGCGCCUGGAGAACUAUCCUAUUCCUGAACCAGGCCAGAAUGAGGUGUUACUGAAGAUGCACUCGGUUGGAAUCUGUGGCUCAGAUGUCCACUACUGGCAAAAUGGUCGGAUCGGGGAUUUUAUCGUGAAAAAGCCAAUGGUACUGGGGCAUGAAGCUUCAGGAACUGUUGUAAAAGUGGGAUCCUCGGUCAAGCACCUAAAACCAGGCGAUCGCGUUGCCAUUGAGCCCGGUGCUCCCCGACAAACUGAUGAAUUCUGCAAGAUAGGCCGGUAUAAUCUGUCACCCACCAUCUUCUUCUGUGCCACACCGCCAGAUGAUGGGAACCUCUGCCGAUUCUACAAGCACAACGCCGACUUCUGCUAUAAGCUUCCUGACAACGUCACCUUUGAGGAAGGCGCCCUGAUCGAGCCGCUGUCUGUGGGGAUCCAUGCCUGCCGGCGAGCCGGAAUCACCCUGGGACAGAAAGUCUUAGUGUGUGGAGCUGGACCAAUUGGAUUGGUUACGUUGCUUGUGGCCAAGUCAAUGGGAGCGGCUCAGGUGGUGGUGACUGAUCUGUCUGCCUCACGGUUAUCUAAAGCCAAGGAAGUUGGGGCUGAUUUCACCCUCCAGAUCUCCAAGGAAAAACCUCAGGAAAUUGCCAGCAAAGUGGAAGGUCUGCUAGGGUGCAAGCCGGAAGUCACCAUCGAGUGCACUGGAGCAGAACCUUCCAUCCAGACAGGCAUCUACGUCACUCGUUCUGGAGGGACCCUGGUGCUUGUGGGACUGGGUGCUGAGAUGGUCCAGGUGCCCCUGGUGAAUGCAGCUGUCCGAGAGGUGGAUAUCAAGGGCGUAUUUCGAUACUGCAACACGUGGCCGACAGCGAUUUCAAUGCUUGCAUCCAAGUCUGUGAAUGUAAAACCGUUAGUCACUCAUAGGUUUCCUCUGGAAAAAGCUCUGGAAGCCUUUGAAACAUCCAAAAAGGGAUUAGGCGUGAAAGUCAUGCUCAAAUGUGACCCCAACGACCAUAAUCCUUAAAGUGAAUUGGCUUUACCUUCCUGCCCACCCUCUCAGCACCUUGGGGCCGAAUAAUUGGAUGGGUGGUGGGCUUUGACACAGGAAUUUAUUCCGAGUAGUAAGGGUAAUUAAAUUAAUUCAUUAAUAAGCAUAACUUGCAUAGAGGAGUUGGUCAUACCUUACAAACACAACGGGAAUGGUCCUGGAAGAACUGAUAGUCAAAACAAGCUGUUUGUGCUGAUAAAAAUUCAGCAAACAGAGCAGCCAGGUGCUGGGAAAUCCACUUCCUGGAGUAGCCAAGUUGAAUAAGGAAAGAAAUCUGCCUUUUAGGUUCCUGGUUCCACCCUGAAAUAUUAAGAGAUUGGUUUUGGAUAGAGAAUUGGCUACCCAAGAAGUUUAUUGACAUGAAAAUCUGCAACUCAGGGUCUAGAGUGAAGGGUUGUCAGCAGCUUUAGUUUAGAGCUUAGGGUUUUUGGAUCUAAGAGUUACCUGCCUUGGUUUGAUGAAUGGGACUGACAUUCCUGUGUUUAAGAUCAUUUUUAAAUCAAUCAAAGCAAUAAACCAAAACCUAUGUGACAUGAAACCUGCUUGCAUUCUUCAAAUGUUGAAACUGGAAACUUUUGGCUGAAGAUCGUCUCCCCUUAAACCUCUGUAUGACCUAUAGUGCAAGGUGAAGAAUAAUCAUGAUCCCAAUACUUAUCAUCCACUUCAUGGACAGGGUCAGCCCUGCAGGCUCCUUUGUCACUAGACCCUGCAGAGAGUACUGGAGUCCUCCUGGCAAACCUGAGAUUCUGCUUCUGAUUAGCUCAGAUCUAUCUUUUGCACCCUCGUGGGAUUAACUCCCCCUUUUAGGUGCAAACUCACAGCUAUUAUUAAAAUUCUAUUAAAUUAUGGGAAUGAGAAACAGAAAACCCUUUUUUGAGUUUCUCAUAUCCAGGUAAGGUCUCUUUCCAUGUGGAUAGUACCUCUGAACAUGUCUGUUUUCAGUCCUGCAGUUUUCAAGCAUUGUUUCCCAAUCACAUUUGCGACUUUGAGGUUAUUAAUCAAGAAUGAGGAUGUAGUGUAGCAGCUGUGAUAUAACUCGGACUGCAGCCUGUUAUCCCUCAUUUCAGGGAGAGGAGCAGCUUGAAGUGGUUCUGCUUCUCUUGUAAGAAGGGAAGGCUAUGUCAGUGUCUGGAAUUCCUGAUUGCUUUAAGGGAACCAAUUCUGCUUGUAAAAUGUUUUCAUGUAUACCUUUGAUGAGGGAAGGAAAGGCUCAGGUUUCCCACUUUACAAAGGAAAGAAUUCAGGAUAUUUUGAAAAGUGAUAAUUUACUUGCAUCAAAUAUAAUCAUAACAUUUGAUAAUUGAAAUUAUCAAUGUGCAGUAAUAAUCUCUGAUCCUCUUAGCAAGCUGUGCAUGUGUGUGUGUGUAGAAGGAAGCACAUAUGUGUGAGAAGCCUUUUAAGAUCCUACCCUCUCCCAGAGAUUACAUAAGAAGCAGAAUAUGACUUUGAAUAAAUUCCUUGGUUUAUCUGUUUA
This is a messenger RNA of Sorex fumeus (smoky shrew), 2655 nucleotides long. RefSeq names its product sorbitol dehydrogenase (gene SORD). Gene Ontology annotation, biological process: D-sorbitol catabolic process. The coding region runs from base 87 to 1157 and encodes 356 amino acids. The record is from RefSeq and is a predicted model, not a curated record. The transcript has 9 exons. NCBI's taxonomy places the organism in Eukaryota, Metazoa, Chordata, Mammalia, Eulipotyphla, Soricidae. Gene Ontology annotation, molecular function: L-iditol 2-dehydrogenase (NAD+) activity; zinc ion binding.